Trypanosoma brucei brucei TREU927 is the source of this 570-nucleotide messenger RNA. RefSeq lists its product as hypothetical. Bases 1 to 570 code for a protein of 189 amino acids. NCBI's taxonomy places the organism in Eukaryota, Euglenozoa, Kinetoplastea, Trypanosomatida, Trypanosomatidae. The record is from RefSeq and is a predicted model, not a curated record. The transcript has a single exon.
AUGAGGCAAUGCAGCAGAACAAUAAACGGAUUGGGGGUAUCUUGUUUCAGCCCGUGUAUGUGGAAGGAAUGCACUUCACGUAGAGGCAAACACACGAUUGCAAAAGGAAAGCAGGUGAUUACAGAAGAAAGGGAAGUGAGGAGAGAACCAACAGCUUCCAAGGCUAAUUUGCCUCUCCGGGAAGCGUCUUACAUAACUCGCAGCGUGAAGCGGUUUCUCACCACAUCGUCCAGAGACCGGUGGAACCGACGAGAUGUGAUUUGUCCAAGACAAUACGCACGGGAGUAUCGAAAUCGUUUCCAGAAGGUAAAUGAUGCCUUUCACAGUGCCGGAAAGAAGGGAAGAAUGUACUCAUUUGAAGCUAUAACGCUUCAGUUCAGUGGUGUGGAGUGGUCCUACUUAAUUCUCCCUGCAACCUUGGCACUGUUUGUCAUUGUUUUUAUCGGUAUUGUUGAGAGAAGGCGGCGGGGAGGGGAACUGUUGGUGCUUCAGCAGCAGGUGGAAGCAUGGGCUGCAGAGAGAAGCAGAAGCGACCCGUACCUAGAAACAGUUGGGAGUACAAGAGGAUGA